Molecule: messenger RNA, 5303 nt
Organism: Paramuricea clavata
Lineage: Eukaryota; Metazoa; Cnidaria; Anthozoa; Malacalcyonacea; Plexauridae
Source: the annotation of a GenBank genome assembly
AUGUCUGAACAGUCUGACAUUCUAGAUAAAUUCGAUUUAAAUAAAUUUGUGAAAACAAUUUCACUUUCCUCUGACUUAUGUCUUAGCUUUGCAAAAAAAGAUUCUGUGAACACCCAUGAUAUAGCGCUUACGAUUGACAUCUCGAAUGAGCAUUUACGAAGUUGGUACGAUUUAACACAAAAUGGAUCAUUGAGCAAGUAUUCGUUUGUAGAAAUCCUAAAUGCGUUUAUAUCAAAGCAUGGAGUUCAACUGCACGAAAGCGAAAGGAUUAAUAACAUACUUAGAAAAAGAUGUGGGGAUGCAAAAAAUAAAUGUCGAUCGCUUAAUGGACGUUUAAGGACUGAGUAUCUUGCUAAAGUUAAGCAUAUUACUGUUUUCAAACAUGAAGUAAUUAAUGCAGCUGAGACUCAACAGCUACUAACAGAAAACAACGAAUAUGUCAAAUCAUUAUCAGAAGAAAAUCGAAAACUAAAAGAAAGAUGUGAAGAGCUGUGGGCAGCAAUUGAAGAUUUAAAAUUUAGCAAGACAGCAACUGAACAAAAACUGGACAGUAAACAGGAAGACUAUGAGUUAGUUUUCGAGCAAAAUAAGGAACUGUCGGGUUAUCUUGAUAAAGCUAGAUUUUCUGUUGAGUUUAAAAAUUCAGGGAAAGAAAUCUUAGAGGUUGGGAGAAGGCAACAAAAUCGGAAACUGUUGGAGCUUAAAACAUCAGUAGAGAAAAGCUUGUGGUUUGCAGAAACAUUCGGACUAUCAUUAAAAUCAGUGUCAUUCACUGACAAAUCUGGGUCAGACCAUUCCUUGACAUACUGCAACGUGCCACAAAGAAAGAGCUAUAAGGACCUCUCGGAAGAAGAAAAGACCACGGUUAAAGAAAUCUUAUUAAUUGUUGACAGGUUCUGCAUAGGGGAAGGUGCUUACCACGAAUUAACUAUGAUACCCGCUGGCAUGGCAUUACCACGUUCCUACCUAAUCAAACAAUGCAAAGAAUCAUUGAAUUCGAUUACCCACAUAGAACACACACCAGGAGAGGCUGAAGGGGCCCAACUUAACUUCUACGAUGCCCUUAGUAGUGAGAUCAAGAAACAUGUAAGAAAAUGUCUAAAAAUUAUUAUAAUUAUUAUAAUAUACUGAAUAUAAUAUCUCUAUAGUAUGUUUUGUAAUUGUUAGACUUUCUCUGUUAUUUUACUAUUCGUAAAAUUCUGGUAACAAACUAUAGGUCUAUAUAUUAAAAAUGAGUAAAAAUAUCAGCUUUUACUACCUUCAUCAUUAAAAACAGUAGCAAAUAUAGUCAUUGUCUAUCUAUUUUUCAGAUGCAAAAGUGUACUCUUGAUGGCCUGGAUAUCCCAGUGAAAUACAACAUUAAAUUUAGCGGGGAUGGGGCUAAAAUGACCCGAUUAACCGGGUUUAUUAUAAUUUCAUUUUCAAUUUUGAAUGAUGGGGGAACUGCAAUGGCAUCUAAAGGUAUGUUAUUUCUUUCCUAUAUAAUACAUGUGAUACUAUGCAUGUAUACUAUGUAUGUAUGUAUGUAUGUAUGGUAUGUAUGCAUGUAUGGUAUGUAUGUGUGUAUGUGUGUAUGUAUGUAAGUGCGUACAUAUACAGACCGCAUGUCUUGUUUUUUUUUCUGGCCUUCUAGGGAAUCAUACAGUUGCUGUGAUAAAAGGACAGGAAUCUUAUGAGAUUCUUAAAUCUUCUUGUGCAAGGAUCUUUAGUGAUGUUAACAAGAUAGUUGAGGAGGGAUUCAUUAAAGUCAAUGAAAAUCAAGUACCUGUGGAUAUUUUCCUUGGCUCAGAUUACAAGGUGCAUACGGCAUUUCCUCUAUUUAGGCCCCAGCCUCUUUUUAGCCCGCAUUCUGAUAAGCCCCAACCCAAAAGCUAGCACGUAAAUUAGCCCCCACCCUCUACUUAGCUCCUACCCUCUAUGUAGAAUUAGCUAUUUUACAAAUAAAAAUUGAUAUAGUGGAAUAUGUUAUGUAAUUUACCAUGUUCAAGGAACCAACUUUGGAUGAAAAUUUAUUAAGCCCCUACCCUCUAUUUGCCCCCCCCCCCCUUCCAAUAAGCCCCCACUCAAAAGGUGGCAAAAGAAAUGAACACCCAGGGGGCUGAAUAGAGGAAAUACGGUAGUUAUUAUUUUUAUGGACAAACUUCACUCACAUUUCUGUUACAUAUUAAAUUUAUUAAAAUAGUCAAGCAUCUUGAUGAGUGACCCCUCUUUAUUGUUCUGUUCUGGGUAAUCUAAAUGCUUUACCCAGCUGGCCUAUUUUCUUGUACCAUGCUAUGCUCUGCCAGGUGAUAUUUUUCUUACACCGGAUAUUAAAUUAGAGCUGAAACCUCACAUCUUAAUGGGCAAUGUUUAAUUUUAAAUUGGAACCAUUUAAGGUGUUAUAAAGCUGGAAAAAAUAAACUUGUAAGCAUGGGAUGCCAGUAGAAUGUUUGUUUUGUAUACUAAUCUUCAAUGAUUUGUUUAAAUAAAUAGUUUCUUCUGUUGUUGUUGGGAAUGAAGGGAGCAUGCUCCGACCAUGCUUGUAUCUGGUGCAAAAUCCACAGAUUAUUAAGGUAUAAAUAUAUGCAAAAUUGGUGAUGCAUAUAUAGUGUAUGGUUUAGGCCCCGUUUACACUAUACCGGAUUACUAUCGUAGCGGGUACAAUUUAACAGCUAGUGAAGUUCUGAUGAAAUUUUAAACGACAGUGACACGAAGAGACGUACAAAAACUACCAAAUGAGUAAACCUUUGUUGGUAAACAUUGCUCGUAAACAGCAAACUAAGAUGUCGUGACAAGCGAAUCCGGUAUAGUGUAAACGGAGCCUUAAUCUACAGUGUACACGACUAUAUAAAAUAAACAAUCUAACCUUUUCCUCCUUUGACUUUCAAGAUACGAUAUGACAAAGUCACAAGAUUUUUAUUUGAUUGGUGAUAUUAAAAGAACACUGGAGGAUAUUAAAGCAUGCUGCCUGAAGAAACAGUUUUCCUGUGAACGCCCUCCACUUCUUAAUAUUCCCGUGGAGAAUAUCGUCCUCGAUGAACUCCAUUUGAUGUUGCGAGUUACAGGUAAUUUACUGUACGAGACAUAUUUGUCGCCCAAGCCGGAAAGAAUGUGGCAGUGCAAGCUAAUAAUUAGCUUAAUGUAUAAUUAAUUUUGAAUAAUGUGUAAUUAUUAUUUAAUCUUCUUCAGAUAAGCUCAUUGAUAAUUUAGUGAAGGAAGCACUACAAAGAGAUUUCAAGCAAAAUUUGAACAAGGCUCCUCGUGAUCGUCGGUCGUAUCAUCUUGACAAUCUUAUUCAAGCCAUUUCAAGUUGUGGUGUGUCAUUUUCCGUAUGGGAAAAGAGAAACGCUGAUGGAAAGGGUAGCGGCACAUUCGACUGCACUAGUUUAAUGGGUAAUGACAAAAAGAUUUUGCUUGAAAAGCUUCCUCAAAAGUUGGAAGGUGUUAUCAGUCCAGCUACAAGUGCUACUGUGAUCAAGAUAUGGGAGGUACAAUGGCAUAUUGCAUUUAAUAUCCGUACACCCCCUGUUGAGGACCUUGGAAAUCCAGGGGUUGACCUCCAUUUUUUGUGCUGGAAAUCCAGGGGGUGGGGUCAAAAUUCACUUAUUUUCGCUGGAAAUUCCAGGGGGUGGGGGCCAAAUCUCGUGUUUUUUCGCUGGAAAUUCCAGUGGGUGGGGUCAAAACUCUUAUUUUCUCUGGAAAUUCCAGGGGGUGAGAGUCAAAACUUGCUUAUUUUUGCUAGAAAUUCCAGGGGGAGGUGGUGGGGUCAAAAUUCACUUAUUUUCGCUGGAAAUUCCAGGGGGUGGGGGCCAAAUCUCGUGUUUUUUCGCUGGAAAUUCCAGUGGGUGGGGUCAAAAUUCUUAUUUUCUCUGGAAAUUCCAGGGGGUGAGAGUCAAACCUUGCUUAUUUUGAUGAAAAAAUGGCACAUUUCCAAGGGUAAUUGAUUUAAAAUGCUUGGAAUUCCAGGGGGUAAGACAAAACAUAGCAAGGAAAUCCAGGGGAAUGUAAAACAUAGCAGAUUCCCAAGGGUAAUUUAUUAAAAACUUGUGGAAUUCCAGGGCCUAAGAGAAGAAAUGACAUGGAAUUCCAGGGGGGCAGAUAUUCGAACAGUGUGUCCUCAACAGGGGGUGUACGGAUUUUAAAUGCAAUAUGCCAAUAUGAUUUUGUAAUUUUAUAAACUCUUAAAAGAUAUCAUUCUUGCUAUGUCACUGAUAGCAAAUAAUUCCUUUUUGAUAGAAUUUCAAUGACAUAUAUCAGAACUUCAUACUGAAGGAAGACAUAUCAGAAUCAGAAGUAAAUUUAUAUUUUACAAAGGUACAAAAUUAUAGAAAAAAGGCAUGCAGUUUUAGCAAAAUAACAAGAAAAUAUUUCAGGCUUGGGUCAUCACUCAUGGGGUUGCUUUUAUAAGGGGGUGGGCCAGUUUGCAAAUUUUUUGGGAGGUGGGGGGGGGGUGCAAAAUAUUUUUAGUGUGGUGCAAGCAAUUUAGGAGGGCUGCAAAAAUUUUUGGGGGAUGUCCAACCCCCUGCACCACUCCAGAAAAUCUGCCUAUGGUAACCAGCAAUGUGCACCUGCCCUACACAUCCAAUUUUUUCAGUAUAAAUAUUUCACUCCAAUCAAUGCCAGUGACUCUAGUUGUAUUUCUUUUUUUUGCCAUUAACAAUUAGGCUACAGCCUGGGUAACAUUAUUUUUAUCACUUGGUGGACAGCUGGAGGGGUAUGGAAAACAAUGCAUCACACCCUAUAUUCACGCAAUGGUCUAUCAUGUGCCUCAGUUUAUGAAGUUGCACAAGGGAAUACGAAACUUUUCAGGGCAAGGUGCUGUAAAUGAAUUUGUUUUAUAUACAGUGUAGAUACAGUACAUGUAUUAUAGACAUUACCAGACAUUACUCAAACACUUGCCACAAAUGUAAAAUUUUUACUACAUGAUGUAGAUUGAUUGAUUGGUGUUUAUACAAACUUUAGGUGUUGAAAAACUGAAUGACAAUUGCAGGAGAAUUCAUUUAGAAAAAUCCAACAAAUGGGAUGCUGCGAAGGACGUUUUGCUUGCUGAAGAAAGGCUAAAAAAUUUAAGCCACCUGCAGAGAACACCAAGGCCAUAUAAAAAAAAGGCAGAUGAAUACUGGUCUACGGGAAUUAAGGAAAGUCGGAGCAAGCGGCCAAGAUUACGUGACCAAGUACAGCCUAGCGAAGCAGAGGUGGACGGAGAAGAUAUGUCCACACUUACUGCUAACGAACUUCGAAAGCGCCUAAAAGAUAUGGGCAUCAAAACUGCAGCACGAAAUAUCGACCGACUUCUAGAUAUGUACCGUAUAGCUAUGCAGUGA